AAUAUUUUAUGCCAUGAGUGACCCUACCAUACCUCUCGAUGCGAUAGUAAUUGAGCCUAAAGAGUCUACCCGCAACUCGCACAGCUCUUCAAUAAAUGUCUCAGCCCAAUGUGCACCGGACGAAAACAAAAGCGCUCUAGACGAGGAUCAGGAGCCGCGACAUGACCCAGCAAGAACGAUAGAUACCUUUGAUAAAGCGACGUUGCAUCGACUGUCUAUGAGCUACUUUCUGACGACUUGGAGCGUCAGGAUGGAUGAGUGGGCGACUGCUCUCUUUUUAUCCUAUAUAUUUCCGCACACUCUUCUGACCGUCUCUCUAUAUGGAUUCCUCGUCACAUUGUUUGCCAUUCUUUUCAGCUCGACAGUUGGUUCUGUGGUUGACAAAGUACCUCGCCUUAAAGCCAUUCGCAUCUUCCUUGUGUUGCAAAAUCUCUGCAUAGCGGCUUCAUCACUGGUCUUGUAUGCAAUAACCCUGCGGUUUGGAUUGAAUGUCAAUAGGACGAUGACAUAUAUCCUGUAUUCAGGAAGUCUGUUGCUGGGUAUUGCCUUGCGACUGGCGAAUAUUGGAGAAGUUGUAUCCGUGGAACGCGACUGGGUGGUGGUUAUUGCCCACGCCGACACGUCGGCAUUAAGUAGUAUGAACGCCUACCUUCGUCGAAUAGACUUGCUGUGCAAGGUUGCAGCGCCCCUCGUGGUGUCUGGUAUAGCCGAAGCUCUUUCCACACCGAUUGCCAUGCUAGUGACUGCUGGUUGGAGCAUUCUAACUGCUCCUCUUCAGUGGUGGCUGAUUUGGCAAGUGUAUCGCCGCGUUCCAGCCUUGGCCAUCCCAAAGACAGCCAGGGAGUCAACAGAGCAACGUGCGGACUCUUCUGCUGUGGGUCUUACCGAUGUCGAUCCCAGCGUCAACCAUUCAUCCCCCGUAGCGAGCUCCGUACGAUCAUGUUGGGAUCAAUGGGCCCGCUUUUUUCGGCACCCUGUGUUCCUUUCGUCCCUGGCCAUUGCUCAACUUUACAUGACAGUGCUGUCCUUUGGACCAGUAAUGAUUUCAUAUCUGCUUGCACAAGGAUACUCCUCGGCGCUUCUCGCCGGUAUGCGCAGUAUUGCGGUGCUUGCGGGUAUAUCUGCCACCAUUGCUAUGCCGCGUAUGGUCGCCCGCAUCGGCCUUGUGCGGACCGGACUAUGGGCAAUCUGGAGUGAGCUCUGGUCACUGGUGCCAGUUGUGAUUUCGUUUUGGAUGCCUGUAGGGGGAGUUGCGGCAGGAGUCAUGAUGUUUGCUGGUACUACGUUGUCACGGUUUGGACUGUGGACUUUUGAUAUGACCCAAAUGCAGAUCAUGCAGGAAAGGGUUGACGCAGCGGAAAGCGGAGUUAUCAACGGAAUGCAAUACUCUAUGCAGAAUUUCUUUGAACUGCUGGCGUUCAUGACAACAAUUGUUUGGAAUGAUACUGACUCAUUUUACAUUCCUGCCAUCCUUACUGCUGCGGCAGUCGCAUCUGGUUCAUUAACUUAUUCCGUCUUUGCUCUUCGAAAUCGCGGGCAUUUGUUUCAUUUUGAAAAGCUGGCGCGAUGGGGAAUAUCACCGCCUCGAAGAGAGUCUGGGAGAAUUUGAUCUCGCCUAUUGAAUUCCAAUGUUAUGGACAAUAUUGUGCUUUGCGUUUCAGCCAAAACAUGGGACAUAAAUUAUGUAUUGCUAAUACUGAGCCAGCUUGCUGCCUUCUACUUGCCUUAGAUAAUAAGAAUUAUAACAUUCUACUAAA
This is a messenger RNA of Spizellomyces punctatus DAOM BR117, 1757 nucleotides long. RefSeq lists its product as uncharacterized. Gene Ontology annotation, cellular component: membrane. The coding region runs from base 14 to 1609 and encodes 531 amino acids. Gene Ontology annotation, biological process: iron ion transmembrane transport. Gene Ontology annotation, molecular function: iron ion transmembrane transporter activity. NCBI's taxonomy places the organism in Eukaryota, Fungi, Chytridiomycota, Chytridiomycetes, Spizellomycetales, Spizellomycetaceae. The transcript is spliced from 7 exons. The record is from RefSeq and is a predicted model, not a curated record.